AAAUUCAAUGAUUGUCGAAAGAUUCUUAAAUUUUAUGGUCUUUCAAAUAUUGGUGGUCAUGAUAUGUUGAUAUUUGAAUGGGCAAGCUUGGGUAGUUUAAAGAAUGUCUAUGAAAAGAAUCCCAAAAUUCCUUGGAAUUUAAAAGUGAAAAUUGCACAUGAUAUUUGUCUAGGUUUACUAUAUUUGAGUCACCAUGACAUUCUUCAUCGUGACAUUCGAUGUGAGAGCAUAAUGAUGACCUAUUAUAUGGAACCGAAGAUCACAAAUUUUCAUCUUGCCAAGCAUAUUUCAAAACUAGGACCAGAUAAUGAAGAUAAAAUCUCGGAUCAUAUUUUGGGUAUUAUCAAUUGGUCAGCACCUGAAAUGAUGCAAAUGAAUGCCAUAUAUACUAAAGAAUGUGAAGUUUUCAG
Molecule: messenger RNA, 410 nt
Organism: Dentiscutata heterogama
Lineage: Eukaryota; Fungi; Glomeromycota; Glomeromycetes; Diversisporales; Gigasporaceae
Source: the annotation of a GenBank genome assembly